AUGGCAGUACUACCACGGGGCACAAAUGGAGGCAUUGAACGAGGACCUUUGCCUCCAAAUACACCUCGAACGGCAAUCCUGGUCGCAAUGUUGACGCUGGCAAUCUACAUGGCCGUGCUCGUAGACAUCAAAGUACUCUCCACCUUCAAACGGCGCAACACGCUCUACUUCUGGUCCAUUCUAAUCACAUCCUGUGGAAUCGUCAGCCACUCCACCGGCAUAAUUCUCAAAUGGUUCGUCGGCAGCUGUCCAUGGGAAGUCAACACCGCCUUCGCCUCCUUCGGCUGGUGGGGCAUGGUGACCGGCCAAUCCCUAGUCCUCUACUCGCGCCUGCACAUCGUCGUGCGGGACCAGCGCGUCCUCCGCGGCGUGCUCAUCAUGAUAAUCACAGACUUCAUCCUCUUCCAAUUCGUAACCACAGUCCUCACCUUCGGCAGCAACCAGCCGAACCCAGGGCUGUGGCUCAAAAUCUACAACAUCUACGAACGCAUCCAACUGAUCGUCUUCACCUUGCAAGAACUCACCAUCUCCAUCAUCUACAUUCGGGCAGCGCUCAAGAUCCUCCUCCCCAGCGACCCGACCGAGAUCCGGCACACGAAGAAAUUCCUCAUCUAUCUCAACAUCCUCUGCAUCGUGCUCGACAUCGCCUUCGUCUGCGAAGUCUACUCGGGCGAAUGGGUGUACAAAACGGGCACGCAAUCGCUCGCCUACGCCAUCAAACUGACCAUCGAAUUCGUCGUGCUCAACAAACUCAUGGACGUCUACCGCCUCGGUCCCGGCGCAUGUACUGCCUGCCGGCGCAAAAUCAACCCCAAUUCGCAGCAGUAUCAGCACUCGAAUCGGUCCGUCGAUGGGAAGCGCCCGACUAUUACCCGAGGGAGUAGUUCGCAGGGGAUUAUUGCUGGAUGGCCACGCUCGAAGCCGAAGGGUGCGGAGCGGCUUGGGCCGUUUGAGGAGGAGGAAUUGAAGGGUGUGGAUGUGGGGAAGGGGGUUACGAGAUCGCAUGUGAAAGCUGCGCCGUCGGAUGGGGGGGUUAAGGAGGGGGAUAUUAUGAUUGUGACGGAUAUGAUCUCGUCGAGCGAGGCGUCGAAUGAGGGGAAGCAGAAUGGUAGGUGA
Bacidia gigantensis is the source of this 1116-nucleotide messenger RNA. RefSeq lists its product as uncharacterized. Bases 1 to 1116 code for a protein of 371 amino acids. Lineage: Eukaryota; Fungi; Ascomycota; Lecanoromycetes; Lecanorales; Ramalinaceae. The record is from RefSeq and is a predicted model, not a curated record. The transcript has a single exon.